CAAUACCGGUCGGCCGGCCAGGGGCCGGCAAUUCUAUCUAUGUACGUGACGUGGGCGUGGAACAUACCGUACUCAACUCAAGUCGACAUCCCAUUCAAUAUUAAUUCAGCAAUUUUGGAGCUGUUUCAUUCAUUGAUUGUACUCACUACUGAUCUGAUAUCACCAUGAGUUAUCCAGGCUAUCCACCAGCAGGAGGGCCAGGCUACCCCCCAGCAGGCCCUGGUUACCCCCCUGCUCCUGGUACAUACCCGCCAGCGGGAGGGGCUCCAGGCUACCCACCAGCCGGAGUCCCAGGCUACCCCCCAACAACUGGCUACCCAACAGGUGCAGCUCCACCUCCCGCUGGAGGAGCCCCCUACGGGGCGGCUCCAGGUUACCCCCCUGCAGGCGGAGCUGGAUACCCUCCUGCCCAAGGUUAUCCAGGUUAUCCUACCGGCCAGCCAGCAGCACCAGGCUACGGUGCCCCACCCGCAGGUGGAGCCCCAGGUUACCCUCCAGCAGGAGGCUAUCCACCAGCAGGGGGUUACCCAGGUCAACAGCCUCCAGCAGGGGGUUACCCAGGUCAACAGCCUCCAGCAGUCGGGGGCUACCCGGGUCAGCAACCCCCUCCGGUAGCUGGAGGUUACCCCGUCCCAGGACAGCAACCCCCACCGGCAGCUGGGGGCUACCCCGGUCAGCAACCACCUCAGCCAGGGUAUGGCCAACCUCCUGCACCAGGCUACCCUCAGCAGCCCCCAGCAGGUGGCUAUCCCGGUGCAGCACCAGCAGCAUACGCCGCUGGUAGUGCGCCAGGGUACCCCGCUCAACCAGCCGCAGCUCAGCCUCCACCACCAUCAUCUCAACAUCUCUAUGGUGCUGCUGGUGCAACUGUCGCCGCUGCAGGUUUCGCAGCUCAAGCGCAAGACAAACCUAAGCCAAAGGCGCCUCCAGCAGUCCAGGAACCGGUGUCCUCUCAGCUCCAGAGGAUGGCCCUGACGGACCAACCGUUUGAGACCCAUGGCACCGUCAGGCCAUACCAUCCCUUCGAUGCCGAGGCUGAUGCUGCUGUCCUCCGCAAAGCCAUGAAAGGAGUUGGUACGGAUGAGAAGGCUAUUAUAAAUAUCAUAGCUAACCGGAGCAAUGAACAGCGUCAGAUAAUCAAACUUCAGUUCAAGACCAUGUAUGGCAAGGACUUGAUUCACGAUCUGAAAUCCGAGUUGAGCGGUAAACUGGAAGAUCUCAUCUUGGCCAUGUUUGUUCCCGGUCCUCAGUAUGAUGCCUAUGCUAUCCACAAGGCUAUUAAGGGUCUUGGUACGGAUGAAGAAAUCUUAAUUGAGGUCCUGUGCACCAGAACCAACAAAGAGAUACGAGAGAUCAAUGAGGAAUACAAGAAACAGUUCCAUACCACUAUGGAGAAAGAUUGCAUCGGUGACACCAGUGGACAUUUCAAGAGGCUUCUCGUCUCUAUGUGUCAGGGCAACCGUGACGAGUCAAAUACCGUAGACAUGGCCAAGGCUCAAGCAGAAGCAAGUGCCCUGUAUCAAGCCGGAGAGAAGAAGUGGGGCACCGACGAGUCCGAGUUUAACCGUAUCCUAGCAACAAGGAACUUUGCUCAGCUCAGGGCCACGUUUAAUGAGUACACAAGAAUUGCCCAGCGUGAUCUGUUGAACAGCAUUGACAGAGAGUUCUCUGGUAACAUCAAGAAUGGACUGAAAACAAUUGUGCAAUGUACAAAGAGCCGUCCAUCCUACUUUGCCGAUCGUCUCUACAGAUCCAUGAAGGGAGCCGGUACCGAUGAUGAUACCUUGAUCCGAGUUGUGGUCAGUCGCUCUGAGAUUGAUUUGGUUGAGAUCAAGAAGUCAUUCCUGGAGAAAUACCACAAGACUCUCAGCAAGAUGAUUUCUGGAGACACCAGCGGAGACUACAAGAAACUACUGCUGGCCCUGGUUGGACCUGACUGCUAGAGACAGGACUUGGACCACCUGAGCCUGACUGGGACCUCCCUGGGCCUGAUUGGACUAGACUCUAUCAGGAUCAAGACUAGUCCAGAUCCUGACUGCCAUUGGUUCUUAUACAUGGUUCUUAUGAAAUAAUAUUCUAUUUAAACCUGUACCUGGUAGCGUAAAAGUUCAAAUCAAUCUCAUGGAUGAUACUAAAUAUUAGGAUUGAUAUCUGUUGUAAGUCAGAGAUGUAUAAUUAUCCACGUUAUAGAUUGUAUCUGUAUUAUCUUUACAGAGUUUUGGAUUGGCUCCUAAGUCAGCAUUUGACUUAUUGUGUUGUGAUUGAUUGAAUCAUGGCCUAAUUGAUUGCAAAUAUGCAUUGAGAGAGAUUUGAUGCAAUCAACUUCAAUCUCUAUCCAGGGCCCCGUUAGGAGAGUUUGUUUGUCUACCUCACUGGGGUAUGAGUCACUAUCAGCUAAAAUCAAUUUUAAGUGGAAUUAAAUAAAGUCUGUGGAAUUUGAUUGGUCCACACAUAUUUGAAAUUGAUUUUUUUUCCUGUUAGCGAAACACCCUUUGGUCAACAAUUAAGACAUGGAUCCAAAUCACUUUCUUUUUUUAGUUAUCCUGAGACAAGUUAACUCGUGUUUAUGAUGGACUAGGAACCAGACCUAGAUCCAGCCUUUGUUAAGAACAUGUAUAAGACCAAGAACCAAAACUAUCCCCAAAUCAGGACAGGCAGGCCCGGGUAUAAGGUCCAUUGUGGACUUGCUAUACAGCAGGUACAUGUAUAGUGGGUGUUGCAAGAAAUUUUAAUUGAAAUCAAUUGCAUGUACAAAUUUGCAAGUCAUAUAAAUUUUACCCAUCACAAAUGAAUGUAUAACUUCUGUUGCUAGAAGCCAGACCAGUGGUCAAUGGUAAAAUUACAAUUGAUUACAAAAUUAUGAUUGAUCUUUGAUCCUAAAAUUGACAUGCAAUUGAUAGCCAGUUACUUGCAACACCACUUUAUAAUGAAUCAGUCUUUGAUAAAGCGAAGGCUGUCCGAUAUUCAACUAAUAAACCUGCCCCAAGUAGUCAUAUACAUAAAAAGUAGACUUUAUUUAGAAAGCUCUUAGACCUCAUCUGCAACAAAAAGUCCAAAUCCAAGUCAAGUGUUUAAAACAAAAUUUUUAGACUGUUCUAGAAUUGUUAUCUUAUUGACCAGUGUGCAUCAGUCCAUCUUAUUUUAUCAUAUUAUAUUCAUAAUUAUGUUUUGUAAACCUACAGAGAAUAUUUACCAAAUGAAUAAUCAUUAAUAUAUUUCAGUAUAGGAGUAGAUGCUCAUUACAUUUAGUUUAUAAAGGGUACAAUGUAGUGAUCAUGAUGUUCAACUUGUAAGUGGUGUAUUAAUAUCUUUCAACAUGAGUUCAGAAAUCAUGAUAAGUAAUUAACUUGCAAUGACCUAUAAAAUCAUGGGACAAAAUCAGAAAGAAUAUGCAAAUUGCAUUAAUUAGCAAGGUGAUUAUAUUGGCCAUGUAGUAUUUUUGCGAUGCACAUUACAAAGAAAUUUGUUUGGAACAAAAUUAUUAUAGUAAACAUAACAGCCGGAGUCAAAGGUCAUUAUAGUUGGCUCUCUCAAAACUAAUCCAGCUGGAUCAAUGCCUGCAUUAGGCAACAAUAUGAAAGUUGAAAACAUCUCAUUAUUACGAAAUUUAGUUGUAUUGCAAUAAUGUGGAUUUUCAGUCCACAGACCUGUAAAGUAGUUUUUAUAUGUGAUGCAUCCUAAAACUUUAGAUCCAUUGAACAGUCAUUUUCUUGGGAAACAAUUGGAAAGCUUAUUCAGGGUCUCAUCAACCCUCUUUACAUUGACCGGAUCAUUUUGAUUUGAUGGCAAGCAUUUUGCAAGCUUCAAUGACUGAAGAUUUGAAAUAUUUGGUUGAAAAUUUAUAACAAUCCAAGAGUAAAUUGCAUGGUCACGAAGGAAUCUGGCAUACCUUCUUUUUCUUCAUUGCAUCCAUUUCUCAGUCAUAUCACUUCAGUGUCUGAAAUCACUUCAGUUAGAAAUACAUGGCUGAAGUCUUGAUAUCAUUUCUUUUAUCAUGAAAAGUUAUUAUUUGCAGGAAGAAAAACAUGUAUAAAUUUUUUUUGUAAGAAUAUGGUAUUCUUGUAAAGUCGUUAUGGUGUGUACCACAUUAUAGAUAACACUUGUUAUUUUUCAUUAUUUUAUUUGAUUUAUUUGUCUUUUUCCAUUGUCUUUCAUUAUUGAAAGUUGAAAAAAAAAUCUGAUUUGUUUCGGACAUCAUUUCCACUGGUGAACAUAUAGUCUUAAGAGUGUUUUGAGGCAACUCAGCUGUUUCAGGGGGAAAAUAUGGCACAAAUGUCGGACUGUUAAUUCCUCAUAAUGAUGAUUAUAAAAAUGAAAGAAAAACUCUUGCCUGUUCUUGUUCAUAAUUUUGAAGGAAAAAAAUCAAAGUGUGAUGUACUUUUUAAUCUAUAUCAAUAUGAAUGAAAUUCAUCUGAAAAAUUUAUCUCAAUUUCAUAGAAAUACAAUAUUAUAUUCAAAUCUAUUCCUAUGUGAUUAUCAACCAUUCAAAGUACAUGUAUUUGAAAUUGCCUUAUAAUUUAUCAAUUAUGUACAGUAUAUGUGAUAUAUUCCGUGUGAUUUUGCAUUGUUCUAGACAUCUAGUGUUGGUGGAAGUAGAUAUUUGGUGCAUUCCGUGGUGAUCGUAUGAUAUAAAACUUUAGAUUUAUAUUUGUGUGGCAAGCAGAAGAAUAUGCAAAAAUUUAAUAAUUGAUUAAUUAGAUUUGGUAUACAUAUAUUUUGUAAUUUUCAAAUACAAUAUUUUCACAAGUUUGAGUCGCAAAGGCAGUUGUGAUUUUUUUUGGUAAUCACUUAAUGCUACUGACUGCUCCACAUGAGGCAGGAGUAGCAGCAACCCUGGCUAUAAUGGACUAUUAGCAUAGCAAGAAGAAAUAGCACUCUCUAUUGAUUAGAAAUAACCAGGGACGAAAGUUCAUCGACCUGGGGCCUAGUUUCAUAAAACUUGUUAUAUUAACAAAUUUGCAGUAACAGUUAAAGCUACUGAAAUCAUUUAAUUUGAUUGGCUGAUUGUAAACUUGUUAUAAAAAAAUGUGCAAUUGUUAUUAUAGCAAGGUUUUAUGAAACAGGCCUCAAGGCAAGAUAGUUACGAAAAGGGAUUUGUAUCAUUGCAACCACAAUAGAAAGCCAAAAAAAAAAGUUACAUGAUACAUUCAACAUGGUGCCAAAGAUUAGAAUGCUUUCAAACAGUUUUAAAAAGAUGAAGUAGUUCACAUUGUUUUUUGAAAGUAUUGUUUGUUUUAUUUCAUAUCAUUAUAUAGCUUUAUAUUACAUAUAUAGCUAUUACUUCAUUUAAAAUCUAUAUAAGAGUUAUGAUUGUGCACUUUUUCUAGCUCUGGAAUAUUAUUUAUGCUUCCGUUUUGUGCACUUGUUAUUGUUUCUGUUUACAGUUUUAGCCCCCAAAAUAGAUUACUCAUGUGCUAUAUUUGUCAUUUAUUAUAUCCUUUCUCAAUAUACCGGAAAACAGCAUAAUGUAUGUAUAGCUUGAAGGUGUAAUUAGCUGGAUAAAUAGUGCAUAUUCCUUGAUGGUAGUACUAGAAAACCACUAAUUUUUGUACCCACUUCUAUUUAAGGUCAAAAGAUCUAUAUGAAAGUUGUCCUUUUGUGCCUAGGGAGUGUAUGUAUGUAUGUAUUGUGCGGAUGUUUUGUGAAGAUCUACAUGAUUGUUGAUAAUAGAGAGUGUUUAUUAAUAAUAGUAUUGAUAAUGGUGAUUAUGAUGAUAAAAAUGAUGAUGAAGAGGAGUAGCAGCUGUCCCAUAGGAGAUAUAAUAAAACACACCCGGCAUAACUGGA
This is a messenger RNA of Lytechinus pictus (painted urchin), 5786 nucleotides long. RefSeq names its product annexin A7-like. Bases 165 to 1943 code for a protein of 592 amino acids. Gene Ontology annotation, molecular function: calcium-dependent phospholipid binding; calcium ion binding. Gene Ontology annotation, cellular component: nucleus; cytoplasm. The record is from RefSeq and is a predicted model, not a curated record. Lineage: Eukaryota; Metazoa; Echinodermata; Echinoidea; Temnopleuroida; Toxopneustidae. The transcript is spliced from 17 exons.